AUGGCAAGAGUCGAUAACUUGGAAAGGAUGAAAGCACAACGCGACAAGAAUACCGCAGAUAUUGAGAACAUCAAGUCGAUGUUAAAUGCUCAAGUCGCAAGAAUGAAUGAUUUUUACAACCAAAUCAACAAGGAUCCUAUUUUUGAUCUGAAAAGAAAGAAAAGAGCUACCAUACCAGAUGAAGAACAAAUUGCGGCUGAUUUGGCUGAGCUCAAACGUCUACCCACUUGUUACGUGACUGGAUUCCCUGAACCAAAAGUCACGUGGUCUAAGUCUAUCGGUUCUUUGCCUGAUAAUCGUUCCGUUGUUAGAGAUGGACAGCUUACUGUACUAAAAGCUAAAAAAGAUGAUUCAGGAAUAUAUGUUUGCAAAGCUGAAAAUCGUUUUGGAUCCGCUUUGGGAUCAAUUUUGGUAAAUGUUAUCGAUCUGCCUGUAUUUGUUGUCAAGCCUCCAAAGACGUUUCCAGUUUUGGGAAAGAAAAUCGUUGUGUUGAACUGUACCGCUAUAGGUGACCCUCAGCCUGUCAUCAGUUGGAGAAAAGACAACGGCGUUCUUCCUGUUGGUAGAUAUGAAGUGAGAGAUGGCUCUUUGAUUAUAAGGAACGUCAAGAAAGCAGAUUCGGGUGUGUUUGUGUGCACUGCUACGAGUGCUGGAGUUUCUCAUUCACAUGUACGUUCGACAUUAACUGUACAACAUGCAAACGAUUGCGAUGAGCUUUACAAAUCAGGAGUGACACGUAGCGAUGUGUACACAGUUCAACCCGACAAGCAGCCUGCAUUUCAAGUCUACUGUGACAUGACAACUGACGGUGGGGGCUGGACUGUGUUCCAAAGAAGACAAGAUGGGUCGGUCGAUUUCUAUCGCAAUUGGCAGCAAUACAAAAGAGGUUUUGGAAACCUGAAUGGCGAGUUUUGGUUGGGUAACGAUUACAUCCAUCGACUGACAGCAAGAACAGCGUCGAGUCUGCGCGUCGAGUUGGAGGACUGGGACGGAACUAGGAAGUAUGCCAAAUAUGGUAGUUUUAGUGUUGGUGAUGAAUCAGACAAGUACAGGCUGAGGGUUGGCUCGUAUUCAGGUACUGCUGGGGACUCGUUGAUAUCUAAUCAUAACAACAUGGCGUUUAGCACAAAAGAUAGAGAUAACGACAACGCGGGUAUAAACUGUGCUGCACAUUUUAGAAAUGCCUGGUGGUAUAAUCGUUGUCAAGCAUCUCAUCUGAAUGGAAAGUACCCUGGAAACAAGAUAUCGUGGAAUUCAAUUACUUGGUACACUUUUCAUAAGAAUUUUCAAAGUUUGAAGAAAUCUGAAAUGAAAAUGCGUACUAGUGGAUUCUAAUACAUGAGUAGCAUAGUAAGAUAACGCACAAGUUAUUGCUCUUUGUUAUUUGAACAGACAUUUAUCAACGAUUUGUCAUCACGUGUGUGUUACGUAGUGU
Molecule: messenger RNA, 1435 nt
Organism: Exaiptasia diaphana
Lineage: Eukaryota; Metazoa; Cnidaria; Anthozoa; Actiniaria; Aiptasiidae
Product: ficolin-1
Exons: 2
Coding region: 1-1335 (444 amino acids)
Source: RefSeq, a predicted model, not a curated record